This is a messenger RNA of Adelges cooleyi (spruce gall adelgid), 4015 nucleotides long. It is a transcript of the gene eIF3a, whose product is annotated as eukaryotic translation initiation factor 3 subunit A. Gene Ontology annotation, molecular function: mRNA binding; translation initiation factor activity. The record is from RefSeq and is a predicted model, not a curated record. NCBI's taxonomy places the organism in Eukaryota, Metazoa, Arthropoda, Insecta, Hemiptera, Adelgidae. The transcript is spliced from 15 exons. Gene Ontology annotation, biological process: formation of cytoplasmic translation initiation complex; translation reinitiation. The coding region runs from base 130 to 3183 and encodes 1017 amino acids. Gene Ontology annotation, cellular component: eukaryotic translation initiation factor 3 complex, eIF3m; multi-eIF complex; eukaryotic translation initiation factor 3 complex, eIF3e.
CUACUUGUUAUGUAGGCACUAUAAGCGGUCUUCGAUCACGCGAUUCACGCCACGUUUUUUUCUCGUCUCAUCGCCAAGUCUUUGGGCGAAAUUACUUUUCAGGUCCGGUGUGCUUGUUGAUGUGCAAUCAUGUCUAGGUACAGCCAACGACCCGAGAAUGCGUUAAAACGCGCCAAUGAAUUCCUGGAGGUCGGCCGUCCCGGCCGGGCACUUGAUACCUUGUACGAGGUAUUCAGGAACAAAAAAUGGGCCUACAACUGGAGCGAAAGCGUUCUGGAACCUAUUAUGUUCAAGUAUUUGGACUUAUGUGUCGACCUAAAGAAGUCGCAUAUCGCCAAGGAGGGGUUGUUUCAAUACAGAAAUAUGUUUCAGUCUGUAAAUGUUGGAUCACUUGAAAAUGUUAUUCGCGGCUAUCUAAGGAGUGCCGAGGAACGUACUGAAGCAGCCAGAGAGCAAUCACAACAAGCUGUGGUAGAUAUUGACGAUUUAGACAAUUUGGCUACUCCAGAGAGUAUAUUGUUAAGUGCUGUAAGUGGAGAAGAUGCACAGGAUCGUAGCGAUAGAACAAUAUUGACACCAUGGGUAAAGUUCUUAUGGGAAUCGUAUUGCCAAUGUUUAGAACUAUUAAGGACUAAUGCACAUGUCGAGACUCUUUAUCAUGACAUUGCUAAAAUGGCAUACCAGUUUUGUUUAAAGUACAACCGUAAAACUGAAUUCAGGAAGCUUUGUGAUAAAUUACGCAAACACCUUGAAGAUAUUGCCAAGCUUCCAGCACAAACUGUCAAUGUCAGUCUUUCUAAUCCAGAAACGCAACAAUACAAUCUAGAAACUAGAUUAUGUCAAUUAGAUUAUGCUAUUCAAAUGGAACUGUGGCAGGAAGCGUACAAAGCAACUGAAGAUAUACAUAAUUUAAUGACCUUAGCUAAAAAAUCACCUGUACCUAAAACAAUGGCCAAUUACUAUCAAAAAUUAGCCAUGGUGUUUUGGAAAGCAGGCUAUAAUCUAUUUCACGCUGCUGCUUUAUUAAAACUCUUCCAACUAAGUAAAGAAAUGAAAAAAAAUAUAACGCAAGAAGAACUUCAAAGGAUGGCAUCUAGAGUCUUGUUAGCAACAUUGGCUGUGCCCUUGCCAUCUGCUCACCCAGAAUUUGAUCGUUUUAUUGAAACUGAUAAGAGUCCUUAUGAAAAAGCUCAAAAACUAGCAGUUUUAUUAAGUCUACCUGCUCCACCCACAAGAAUUUCUCUUUUGAAAGAAGUUGUUCGCCAUAAUGUUGUUGCUUUAGCUUCUGAAGACUUAAGAAAUUUGUAUAUUUGGCUUGAAGUUGAAUUUCAACCUUUGGAGCUAUGUAAACGAGUCGAAGCUGUUACAGAACCAUUAAUUGGUAGUGGCAGUGAUUUAGAAGGAUAUGUCGCUCCUGUGCGCGAAGUUACUUUAGCUCGUCUUAUUAGACAACUUUCUCAAAUUUAUGAAACAAUAGAGUAUAAACGACUUUUGGAAUUAGCAUCUUAUUGCAAGCCGUUCCAUAUGGAACGUAUUUUAGUUGACUUAGUCCGCCAUAAUGAUAUGCAGAUUCGUAUUGACCACGGCAAAGGAUGUAUUCAAUUUGGAAUGGAUCUAUCUGAAUCACAACGUGAAGACAAACCUGAAGGACCAACUCUACAAUCUAUGCCCAGUGAACAAAUACGCACAUACCUUAUAAAUGUUUUCAAAGUAUUGUCGAAAUCUGCUAAUAUUAUAAACCCUGAAGCUAAUAAGGAAGAGCAUCAAAAAGUACAUCAAGCCCUUAUUAGAUAUCAUCAUGAAACCAAAGAUAAAGAACAUCAAAGAAUCUUAGCUCGCCACAAGAUAAUUGAAGAUCGUAAAGAAUACUUGGAGCGCUUAAACACAGUUAGGGAAGAAGAAGAAGCUCGACGUGCCGAAGAAAUUGCACGUGCAGCAGCUUUGGCUGAAAUGAGGCGAUUGGAAGCUGAGCGUGAAGAGAGAGAAAAAAGACGUCAAGAAGCUGAAAUGCAAGCAAUUAAGGAUCGUAAUUUCAAAGAAAAGAUGCAGCAGAUUUCGCAAACUGCUCAUGGCCAAAAAGUGUUAAAGAAGUUGAAUGAAGAUGCCCUUAAAAAUAUGGAUGCUGAUGAAAUUGCUGUUAAAGAAGCCGAAGAAUUAGCUAAAGAACGUGCAGAAUUAGUUCAAAAACUGAAAAACCGCAGGAAACAAAUGGAUUAUUUUGAAAGGGCCAAGAGAAUUGAAGAAAUUUCUCUGUUGGAACAGGCUUGGAAAGAGAAGCAAGUUCAUGAUAAAAAGUUUUGGGAGCAUCAAGAAGCUGAACGUAUUCAGUUGGCUAUUCAAGAACGUAAACUAGCUGAGCAAAACCGUGAAAGAUUGGCUAGAAUGAAACCUGACAUGGACAUAUUCUUAGGCGAACUAAAAGCUCGCCGUACAGCAGAAUUCCAAACUAAAAUAGAAGUAUUUGAAGAAGAAUUGGUUGUGAUACGUAAAGACCGACUGAAGAAGAGGAAGGAGGAAAGAAAAGCAGCAUUAAUUAAACAACGUGAAGAAGAAAAAAGACGAAAAGAAGAAGAAGAACGAUUGCGCAAGGAAGAAGAAGAACGCAAAAGAAAAGAAGAGGAGUCUAAGAAAAAAGAAGAAGAAGAACGUUUGGCUAAAUUAGCUCGUCAAGAACAACUGGAGAGACAAGCUGAAAUACAACGCAAAAAGGAAGAAGAAGUACAACGAAAACUGGAAGAGAAGAAUAAAAGUCUUUCGUCUACUGCAACCUCUUCGUGGAGAGGUGCCGAUAAGCCCAAAGAAGAUACGAAGUUCUUUGGAGCGAGAGAUAAAGAAAGGAGAGGAGAAGGUUUUAGUCGUACCAGAGAUGAUGGGCCACCGCCUGAGCGUCGUCCUGUAUUUAGCAGAGCCAAUGAUGAACGGAAAGGAGGAGGAGGAGGAGGUGGUGGUGCCUUUGGGGCAAGAGACAGUGAACGUAGUAGCUGGAGCCGAGGCGGUGGUGGUAGCUCCACUGGUGGCGCAUUUGAUAAAACAUUUAAAGACGGAGCUAGGGAAGGAGGUAGGUCAGCUUUCGAGAGAGAUCCAGCUAGAAAACGUGAAAUACCCUCAUCUACUACUGAUCAGGGUAAUUCGUGGCGUACCAGUCGUGCUCAGGAUUCAGAGGACAAACGGAAAGCAAAAUAAGUUUGAUAGCUGCAGGAAUAAUUCAUUGUUUCAAUCUGAUAUAUUAUUAUUUAUUUUUUCAUAUUAUUCAAAUGUAGUUAGUAUCAUUUUAUAUUUACAUUUAAAAAAUAAAAACAAUAAUUAUGAAUAUAUAGAUGAAUACAUUCCGUUUGACACUUAUAAAUUUUAAAAAGUAUAUCAUUGUUAUUUGAAGUAAACAUUAAAACAUAAUGUAAACUUAUUGAUAACAUUGAAAUACUCUGUUUUUGACUGUGAAAAAAAGGUUAAUUAACAGAGAUUUGAUUGUGUUAUCACACAUACAUGAUUUAUUGUAUUAUUAUUUAUGUUAAAUGUGAUGGUGUUCAUCUUUAUCAUGUUCACUGUUUUGAUUGUUAGUAGUGUGUUAGUUUUUAAGGUAAAAUAUUUGAUCAUGUCUUAAAACUCUUAUAAAAAAAAUUGUAUUAUACAUGUUUUCGUCCAGUAGGAACUACAAACUCUUAUUUUGAAGAUGUUUUUCUAGAUUCUUUAUGUUCUAUUGGUGAGAAAUUCUAAAUAUUUCUUGAAUUAUUACUCUGUUUCUCUACAACGCAAUACACUAUCAAAACAGCUGAGCCAUUAUAUAUUAAUAAUUUAUAUUAAUUUUAUUUCUCGCUUUACAAUAUUAAGAUUACACAUGUAGUUUAUUGGAUAUUGAAGUUCUUUGUUUUUUAUGUGAUAUUCAUAUUACUUAAACAAUAUUUGGUAUCAAACUUACCAAUCAUGAAAAAAUAAACAAUAAUGUAUAUUAUAUGUUUCGUUGUAAUACAAUUCAGUAGAAAAACGAAAAAUAAAUGGUUUUUAAGCUUAAAACAAA